GCUGAGAGAGCGCACUUCUCUCACUGAAUCACGGCGCAGCUGUCAUUAUGGGCUCUUUAUAAGCAACAAUAGACAGCUCUUUGAUGUUCUCAAUGACGCUAGAUACGACAGAUUUUACUUUGUCGUCUUAAUAUUGGCAGCGAAUCUCAACAUCAUCGCGCUCUUUGCGCACUACGUGGACGACAGCCACUGUGAGAGAUCAUUCAACGGACAUAAGUUAAACUGACACCCGAUGUAAGUGUUGUCACCCUCGGGGUAUUUUGAGGAUGCGGAGAUCACCUGUGGAUGAUGCUAACUGCCUAUCGAGAUACUUCUUUUGGUGGACAAACCCUAUUAUGAGAAAGGGUUUUAGAGAGAAACUGAGGCCAUCUGAUGUUUAUCAAGCUCCCAGUGAAGAUACAGCAGAUGUCCUAGCAGAGCGUUUGGAAAAAGAAUGGGACAGAGAUGUUGCCUCCGGCAGGAAAAAACCCAGUUUACUUCGAGCACUGGCACGAUGCUUCCUAAGACCUUUUCUGUUAUUUGGCAUCCUUCUGUAUAUAGGCGAGGUCACAAAAACAGUGCAGCCUCAGCUUUUAGGACGGAUCAUUGCAUCAUUUGACCCAGCCCAUGAUCCAGAACGAGACAUGGGCUACUUUCUUGCCCUGGGCCUUGGUUUGCUGUUCACUGCCCGUUUUCUUCUUCUCCAGCCAGCCAUGUUUGGGCUGCACCGCCUGGGCAUGCAAAUCAGGAUUGCUCUCUUUAGCAUCAUCUAUAAAAAGACCUUGAAACUUUCUAGCCGAGUCUUGGACAAGAUCAGCACAGGUCAGCUGGUCAGUCUGAUGUCAGCCAAUCUUGGAAAGUUUGAUCAGAGCUUAGGUAUGGCCCAUUUUGUUUGGAUAUCACCGCUGCAGUGCAUCCUGUGUACCGGUCUGAUCUGGGAACUCAUUGAUGUCAACAGCUUCUGUGCACUGGCCGCAAUUUCUUUACUGGGGGUCCUGCAAGCAUUUCUCUCACAUAAAAUGGGUCCUUACAAAACACAAAAGGUUCUGUUGACCAACAAGCGUUUGGCUCUGACCUCAGAGAUCAUGGAGAACCUGCAUUCGGUGAAGGCUUACGGCUGGGAGGAGAUAAUGGAGACACUCAUCAAGAACAUCAGACAGGAUGAGGUAAAGCUGACCAGGAAAAUUGGCUCCCUGCGUUACUUCUACAGCUCUGCGUACUUUUUCUCUGCCAUCUUUGUGAUUGUGGCGGCAGUGGUGCCUCACGCCCUCAGUCGCGGCAUCAACCUGCGCCGCAUAUUCACCACUCUCUCUUAUUGCAUGGUGCUGCGUAUGACCGUCACACGACAGCUGCCCGGUUCAAUUCAGAUGUGGUACGACACCAUGCGUCUCAUUUGGAAAAUUGAAGAAUUUCUUAGUAAUGAAGAAUACAAGUUAUUGGAGUAUGACCUCAGCAUCACAGAUCUGGAUCUGAAAAAUGUCACUGCUUCUUGGGAUGAGGGUACCGGCGAGCUUUUGGAAAGGAUCAAGCAGGAGAACAAAGCUAAUGGUCAUCCUAAUGGAGAUGCAGGCCUCUUCUUCACUAACCUGUGUGUCACUCCUGUACUGAAGGACAUCAGCUUGAAUCUGAAGAAAGGGGAGAUGUUGGCUGUUACUGGUUCUAUGGGAUCUGGGAAGAGCUCAUUGUUGAUGACCAUCCUCGGAGAGCUGGUUCCCUCCUCCGGGAAGAUCCGACACAGCGGUCGAAUCUCCUACUCCUCCCAAACAGCCUGGAUCAUGCCUGGCACCAUCCGAGACAACAUCCUCUUUGGUCUGACCUAUGAUGAGUACCGAUACAAUAGUGUGGUCAAAGCAUGCCAGCUCGAGGAGGAUCUGGCUGCUCUGCCUGAGAAGGACAAGACUCCUAUGGCUGAGGGGGGUUUGAACUUAAGUGGGGGUCAGAAGGCACGUGUGGCUCUGGCCAGGGCUGUAUAUAGAGAUGCUGAUGUUUACCUGCUUGAUGCACCUUUUACUCAUCUGGACAUUGCAACAGAAAAGGAUAUUUUUGAAAAAUGUCUGUGUAAGCUGAUGGCCUCCAAGACACGCAUCCUGGUAACAAAUAAGAUUGACCACUUGAAGCGUGCUGAUAAGAUCCUACUGCUCCACAAUGGUGAAAGUUUUUUCUACGGCACCUUUUCAGAACUUCAGUCAGAGCGACCUGAUUUCAGCUCUUUGCUUCUGGGUUUGGAGGCCUACGACAACAUCAGCGCCGAACGCCGUUGCUCCAUCCUCACUGAGACCCUCCGGCGUGUUUCGGUGGAUGAGAGCGCGGGUGCGCGUCCUCAGCGUUCCUCCUACCGUCAGAUCGCCCCCUCUAAGCCUAUGUACUUAGAUGAGCGCAAACCUUCGGUGAUCAUCAAUCCUCUCGGAGCGGCUCGGAAAGCAUCCUUCAUUCAGUCACCAGAGGAAGAGGUUCGGAGGACGUUACCAGACCGCAAGUUCUCCCUUGUACCUGAGAACGAGCUAGUGGAUGAAUCGUUCAUGGGAAGUGACGUGUAUCACAAUCAUGGAGUCCAUAUGGCUGGUCAGAGGAGACAGUCUGUGUUAGCCUUCAUGACCAAUGCACAAGGUCAAGGCCGACGUGACCACCUUCAGUCGUCUUUCCGUCAACGGCUCUCCGUCGUCCCUCAGGGCGAACUGGCCUCUGAGCUGGACUUCUACACCCGCCGUCUGUCCAACAGUGCAUAUGACAUCACCGGAGUCCUAGAGGAAGAGAACACUGAGGUGUGCUUAAUUGAUGAAAUCGAUGAAAUAGAGGAGGUAUUCGAAACGACAAAGUGGAACACAUAUGUCAGAUAUGUGUCUAAUAACAAAAGUCUUCUUUAUGUUCUGAUCUUCAUCUUCAUUAUUGCUGCAGUUGAGGUUGCAGGUUCUGUGGCAGGAAUUUUUCUCAUAACUGAUGACCUUUGGAAAGAAGAGCAUCACCGAUUUGACCCAAAUAUGACCAAGUCCAACAUGUCCUUACCUGAAAAGAGCAAGGCCAUCAUUGUGACCCCCACAAGCAGCUAUUACAUCCUCUAUAUAUAUGUGGCCACUUCAGAGAGCAUACUGGCAAUGGGAUUCUUCAGAGGUCUUCCAUUUGUCCACACUAUGAUCACAAUCUCCAAGAAACUGCACCAGAAGAUGUUUCAUGCUGUCCUUAGGGCACCCAUGUCUGUGCUGAAUACCAUGAAAACAGGCCGAAUCAUGAACAGGUUCACCAAAGACAUGGCCACAAUCGACGACAUGCUUCCUCUCCUCAUGUUUGACUUUGUUCAGUUGACUUUGGUGGUGGUGGGAUGUAUUCUUGUGGUGUCCAUUGUGAGGCCGUACAUAUUCCUUGCGGCUACUCCACUUGCCAUCAUCUUCAUUGUGAUGAGGAAGUAUUUCCUCCGUACAGGACAACAGCUGAAGCAGCUUGAGACAGAAGCUCGGAGCCCAAUUUUCUCUCACCUCAUCAUCUCACUAAAGGGUUUGUGGACCAUCAGGGCCUUUGAGCGUCAGGCCUACUUUGAGAACCUGUUCCAGAAGGCCCUCAACACCCACACUGCCACCUGGUUCCUCUACCUGUCGACCCUGCGAUGGUUCCUCUUCCGCGCCGACAUCAUCUUUGUGUUCUUUUUCACGCUGACCGCCUGGAUUGCGGUAGGAACCAACCAGGAUAAACCGGGUGAGAUUGGUAUCGUCAUAUGCCUGGCAAUGCUCAUUCUAGGCACCUUCCAGUGGUGUGUUGCCACCAGCAUCGCGGUGGAUGGAAUGAUGCGUUCUGUUGACCGGGUUUUUAAGUUCAUUGACCUCCCGUCUGAAACACCCAAAUCCAAACUGGACCAAGGGAAAGGCUCCGACCUGAUUAUUGAGAACAAAGAUGCCCGGACCGACACAGUAUGGCCCAGCCAUGGUCAGAUCGAUGUGCGCAAUUUGAUGGUCAAAUACACAGAGGCGGGGCACGCUGUUCUUAAAAAUCUCUCCUUUACUGUGGAGGGGGGACAGAGGGUGGGUAUCUUGGGCCGGACAGGUUCAGGAAAGAGUUCUCUAUUCAAUGCUCUGCUGAAGCUGGUGUACACUGAUGGUGACAUCUCCAUCGACGGAGUAAACUGGAACAAAAUGCCUCUUCAAAAGUGGAGGAAAGCUUUUGGCGUGGUGCCUCAGAAAGUCUUCAUCUUCACGGGAACAUUCCGCAUGAACCUGGACCCUUAUGCUUGCCAUAGUGAUGAGGAGCUGUGGCGGGUUGCUGACGAGGUUGGUCUGAAGUCAGUAAUUGAGCAGUUCCCUGACAAACUGGACUUCCAGCUGGAAUAUGGAGGCUACGUUCUGAGUUACGGCCACAAGCAGCUCAUCUGUCUGGCACGCUCCAUCCUCAGCAGAGCCCGCAUCCUUCUGCUGGACGAACCUAGCGCUCAUCUCGACCCCAUGACAGUAAAGGUAUUAAAGAAGACACUGCGACAGUCUUUUUCCACAUGCACUAUAUUACUAUCUGAACACAAAGUGGAGCCACUUCUUGAGUGCCAGUCAUUCUUGAUGAUGGAAAAGGGUCAGGUGAAGCCUUACGAAUCCAUCCAGAAGCUGCUGAAUGAGACCAGUCACCUGAAGCAGGCCAUAAGUCCAGCGGAGUGUCUCAAACUGUUCCCCCGGCGUAAUUCUAGCAUGCGCGCCCCUCAGACCAAACUCAGCUCAGUGACUCAAACGCUACAGGAAGAGGCAGAAGACAAUAUCCAAGACACUCGCCUCUAAACAUCUCAAGCUUGUUUUUCCUCCAAAUGGUACAUUAUAGGAUGGACUUGUCUGUGAAACACAUUUGAGGAGAUAUAAACAAGAUUCAUAACCUUUGAUAGAAUUCAGGUGGAGGAACGCUUUAAUGUCAAAGGAGGUACUCCAGAGCCUCACACAAUGAGACAUAAUAAAUGAAUAAUUGAACGCUGUAAAAACGGUAUCAUAUAACUUUUAGGAUUCAUCUCUCUUGAUCACGUUUCAAGUCAAAUGUUUUCAUUUCUCUUUGACGAUCUAAUUUAUUGUGUUGAUGUUAAACCAUAUCUGCAAGGAUUGUAUUAAUCAUGACAAUGAAACAAUGAAAUGGGAAUUUCUAUAUUUUCUUGUUUCUUUAGGCAAGUCAUUAAACUAGGAAAGGCACGAACUAGAUUUUAUUUUAUUAUUUCAAUAUGUAAAUAUAUAAAUGCAAAACUUGCCAACAAAUAUAUUUUUCA
Molecule: messenger RNA, 5197 nt
Organism: Triplophysa rosa
Lineage: Eukaryota; Metazoa; Chordata; Actinopteri; Cypriniformes; Nemacheilidae
Gene: cftr
Product: CF transmembrane conductance regulator
Exons: 27
Coding region: 267-4727 (1486 amino acids)
Biological process (GO): bicarbonate transport; chloride transmembrane transport
Cellular component (GO): plasma membrane; apical plasma membrane; cytosol
Molecular function (GO): ABC-type transporter activity; ATP hydrolysis activity; chloride channel activity
Source: RefSeq, a predicted model, not a curated record